AAAGAAAGAACAUGGGUUAAAAAAAUACUGUCAGUAAAAUAAGAAAGUACAGAAAGACACUCUAUUUAUGUCGUUAUCCUCCAUAAGUUUAUGACUCGUAAACUAGAAGUAGAACAGGCCAAUAGCCAAGCAGGAGAAAAUGGACAGAAGAAGUGUCAAGCUCAACAUUUCUCUUCUCUUGUUCUUCUUCUUCUUGUCUUCUUCCUCCACUGCUUAUUCAUUGGCUCAAACAAAUGCACAAAUUAAGAAGAGUUCAUUAGUACCAAAAGAAAAUCCAUUUACGGUAAAAGCUUCACUUGUUCGAUACUGGAACAAAGAAAUAUCCAACAAACUACCUAAACCAGAUUUCCUUUUCUCAAAAGCCUCUCCGCUCUCCGCCGUGGAAGCAGCCUUUUUCACCAAUCUCGCCACCCAAAAAUCACUCUCCGACCACGUUUCCUCCUUGUGCUCCUCCGCCAAAUUGCUCUGUUUUUCAAACUCGAAGGCGGACAUUGACAAAACCCCGAACAAAGAUGCAGAUUUUGCCGUUUACAGCAACAAAAAGUUCGCCAACUAUGGAUCAGCGCGCCUUGGCGGAGGAGACAAUUUCAAGAAUUACUCAGACGGGAUUAACUUCGCUUCAGGUGAAUUCACUAAAUACAGCAGGAGCUCCACAGGCCACCGCGAGGACUUCGCGAGUUAUGCAGCGGAUGGCAAUGUAGCUACUGGAAACUUCACAUCCUACGCCGCUGGAGCUACUGGCGGCGCAGGAACUUUCCAGAACUACAUGCCACGUGUCAAUGUUCCGGAUCUUAGGUUCGCUUCAUAUGAUUCAGAUGGUAACAAUCAUAAACUUACGUUCAAGAGCUACGUGGAUGAUACGAAUUCCGGAAGGGAAUUUUUCAUUAGUUACGCGAAAAAUGGAAAUGGGGUUCCAGCUGAAUUUGCUACGUAUGGUGAUACUUCGAAUGUUAUUGGAUCAUCGUUCAAUGGAUAUGGCGAAUCGGGCAAUGCUGCAAAUGAUUCUUUUAAGUCUUAUUCGUCGAAUUCUAACAAUCCGAAUAAUAAUUUCAAGAAUUAUGGGUCUGGUGGCAACAGUGGAAUUGAUAGUUUCGAGAGUUACAGGGAUUCAGCAAAUGCAGGCACAGACACAUUUACAUCUUAUGCAAGAGGUUCUAGUUCAAGCAAAGUGAAUUUCUUGAAUUAUGGGAAGUCAUUUAACGAAGGAAAGGACACUUUCAAAGGAUAUGGCACUCAAGGAGCUAAAUUUCCUACUGUUGGGUUUAAGGUUUAUGGUGUCAACAAUUCGUUUAAAGAGUACUCUCCAAAGGGUGUCAAUUUUGCUGGAUACACUAAAAAAACUGCCCCGACGGGUGGUUCUUUGAAGACCAGUGGCAAAAGAGUGAAUAGAUGGGUAGAAGAGGGUAAAUUUUUUCGCGAAUCCAUGUUGAAGGAAGGGACGGUGAUGAAAAUGCCCGACAUUCGUGAUAAAAUGCCUGGAAGGUCAUUUUUGCCCCGAACAAUUUCGUCUAAAUUACCGUUUUCUACCAAGGAGUUAACCGAGCUCAAGGCGAUUUUCCACGCUCAGGAUAAUUCCACCAUGGAGCAUGUGAUCCUCAAUGCGCUUGCUGAGUGUGAGCGCGCCCCAAGCCCAGGUGAGACAAAGCGGUGCGUGGGGUCUAUCGAGGACAUGAUCGACUUUGCAGUCUCGAUUUUAGGGCACAAUGUGGUAGUGAGGACUACUGAUAACGUAGUCGGGUCAAAAGGAGAUAUAAUGAUCGGAAAGGUCAAGGGAAUCAACGGCGGAAGAGUGACACAAUCAGUGUCAUGCCACCAGAGCCUUUACCCUUACCUACUGUAUUACUGCCACUCUGUCCCAAAAGUGAGGGUCUACCAAGCAGACAUUCUUAACGUUGUGGCAAAGACUAAGAUCAAUCAUGGUGUUGCCAUUUGUCAUGUCGACACGUCAUCGUGGAGUCCAGGUCACGGUGCCUUCGCGGCAUUAGGGUCGGGUCCGGGUCUUAUUGAAGUGUGCCAUUGGAUAUUUGAGAAUGAUAUGACUUGGGCCAUGGCUGACUAGGCAGUUGAUUGCAAUGACAUGGCUCUUUACUACUCCAGUAUUUAUUUUAUUUUUGUGUUGAUUUAUAUGUUGCCACAACUCCAAAUCACAUUUUGUAGUCCCACUCCUUGUGACUAGGUUUCGUAUUGAAAGCAUUUAAUGAUUGAAUUUCUCCUACAAAUGUGCUUUUCUCUUUUUUUAUCAUAUAAAGAGUGAGGUUGAAUUGGUUUAAAAGAGUGC
This is a messenger RNA of Capsicum annuum, 2278 nucleotides long. Its product is annotated as polygalacturonase 1 beta-like protein 3. Lineage: Eukaryota; Viridiplantae; Streptophyta; Magnoliopsida; Solanales; Solanaceae. The record is from RefSeq and is a predicted model, not a curated record. Bases 140 to 2059 code for a protein of 639 amino acids. The transcript has 2 exons.